Molecule: messenger RNA, 1479 nt
Organism: Botrytis sinoallii
Lineage: Eukaryota; Fungi; Ascomycota; Leotiomycetes; Helotiales; Sclerotiniaceae
Exons: 3
Coding region: 1-438 (145 amino acids)
Source: RefSeq, a predicted model, not a curated record
AUGCUUCAGUUUUCCGCGACUUUUCCGAGAAGAUUUAAUCGAUGGAAGGAGAUUCGAGGACUACAUGCCGCUGCUAAUACUUUUGGCUCCUCUGCUCGUGGGUGCAUCAAGUCCAACGGAAACCCGCAAAUGAUCGCAGAAAUUGCGCCUUUGUCUGCUCAAUCUUUUUUCUACCCAGUUGUACCCAAUUGGUCAAGUCUACGACCAAGAAGCUACACGACUUUGCUUACGAAUUAUUUUUCGAAAUUUUCGUUAGCAGCAAUGGAGGAGUCUCGUACUCAGCGCGACAAGAGGGGCCAAAUGUCUCCAACCCAAGAGGAGUAUAACCGGGUCACGGCUUCGGCCUCCGUCACGGUCCUCGCGAAGCAGCUACACGACUUUGCUUACGACACCACUGGUAACAGCAAAUACCCUGGGCAGGGCAGCUCACAACAAUAAUAUGUGGCGCCCUCUCCACUCACCACCUGACCUUGCCCGGGCAAAAAUAUUGUUGAGGCAACGGUCGUCGCGAGAGCACGGCCAGCUAUCGUCAAGAAGCUGGUCAGAUUUAUUCAAAUUACAAUAAAACUAUGGACCGCUAAAAUAUGUCAUUAACCUAUCAUUGACGAACCUAUCAUUGACGGGACAUUGCUCCGGAUCAAGGAACAGCUUCUAUUCAAAGAGUUGGAGAUGUUGUCACUCCUCUUACACAAAGCGCAUACAAGUGGGAAUACUGCAGAACUUCAUGUGCCCUGCACCUCAGGAAGUCAAAGGAAGCAGUACGAAUUUCGACGGAGACGAUAUCUUUAACUUCGCUUUCCCAAGAGAAUUCUCACUCCCUCUCUGAAUGAUCGCUUGAUCGCAAUCCCACUGAGCAUCUCAAUCCAACUAUCCCUACGACUGCCAGCGAUGAAGGCCUCACAAGCGAUGAGCCUCCAACAGAGUAAGAACUGAAAAAGAGCACGCAGCCUCCGACAAAGAUCUCAAUCCCAAUUCACUAAUUUGUUGCCCUCUUUCGAUUCUUACUCUGUUGGAGGUCAAAAGUGCUCAGGACAACACCAGAAGGUGCUCAGGCCGCACUAGUCUCAUUAAAAAGGAAUUCUCAAGACUCAAGGAACUCAAUGCCGAGGUCAUGAGAACAUAAAAACUCAUGAAGAACUAGUCUGGAGGUAGUCAUACGGGCGAUGGCCGCUGGCCAUCGCUGAUGGUCAACACAGAGACAAAUGAUACGGUUGUGACGAGUUUAUCUUCAACGGAAUCCUCAUCAUCGUGUGCAAGGUCGAAGGUGUCGAAGUCGUCAAAAAUUGCUAUCCUGAUUGCUGGACCCUUGCGGCUUACUUGCUUCGGGUGCUUCUGUAUUUAUGACCGGAUCCAAUGAAGCUUCAAUGGUAGUUAUGGUUGGUUGGAGAACCACUUCGUCCAUUUAGUGUCGAUUUUAGUUGUGUGAAAAACUGUCGUUGAUAGCUUAGCUGAAGUAGAUGAAUUUGAAAAGUGCUUGCU